CAGAGAGUUUCUCUCGCGGAUUUUUCUUCUUCACCAUGGCGCGUUGCGUUCCUCUGGACACCGGUUCCGUUCCGUCCCCGUGAUGCGCGUGAUGAGGAUGAUGGUGACGGAUGAAAGAUGGAGAAACUAUCCGCGAGCAUUAACGGACUCUCGUGGAGCUCCGUGUCGCUGCCGCUGGACGUGGUCGUGAGCAAAUUCCGUUUACCGACGCUCGUGCGGCUGAGCCACGGUGAGAAUGUGGAGGGUUUAUCAGAGGACGACGUGAUAUUGCUUCACUCCUGCAGACAGUGGACUACCGUCACUGCCCACAGCCUGGAGGAGGGUCAUUACGUGAUCGGACCCAAAAUAGACAUCCCACUACAGUAUCAAGGGAAGUUUAAGUUACUGGAUCAAGAUCGGGAUGUACGUGAGCCGGUUCAGUAUUUUGGAAGUGUGGAAGAAAUUGCUGGAAUCUUUCCCGAUCGUGUGUUCGUCAUGGAGCCCAUCACGUUCAGCGUUAAGGUGGUUUCUGGGGAGUUUACAGAGGACAGUGAGUUAUAUAACUUCUCUCUGCAGACAGGAGAUGAAUUAACUCUAAUGGGCCAGGCAGAACUUCUCUGCGUCCAAUCAACUCGAGAGAAAUCCCGCCUAACCACGCUUCUACGGCGACUGGGUAAGGCAAGUGGAGCUUUGGGACAUCCUGUCCACACGAAGAUGCCUUGUUUGAUAUGCAUGAACCAUAGGACCAAUGAGAGCGUCAGUUUGCCAUUUCAGUGCCGCGGGCGCUUCUGUACACGCUCGCCGCAGGAGUUGCAAAUGCAGGGUGGCGAACAUACUGUACGCAGCAUCAUCGAGCGCGUUCGACUGCCUGUGAACGUAUCCGUGCCGUCAAGACCUCCUCGAAACCCAUACGACCUGCAUGCGAUCCGUGAGGGCCAUCGUUAUAAACUUCUCAGCAUCAUCAGCAAAACUGUCGUUCUAUGCUGCAUACUACGCAAAGAGGAAGUUACUCCGUCUCACUUCCUGUUAUUAACGGACAUGCCGCGAUUUACUCUGCCAGAUGGUCUUUUGCCUGCAGACUCUUCCUACCAGCAGGUGGUGCUACAGUGUGCAUUGCUGUGUCAAGAGAACUUCAACCCAGACGAUUACUCGCGCGCAGUGCGCGAAGUGAAGACGGAUUUCUCGGAGGAGUGUCUGAGCCCGCGGCGGAUUCGGGUUUGCGUUCAGGGCUAUGGGCGGGACGAGCUUGGGACGUCCUUACAGAGACUGUCUUUGUGCGUGUAUGGAGGUGGUGCGGUCACACACACGCACACAAUUUCACAUGGCUGCAGAGACUCGUUACUUGACACACAAACACUGCCCUCUAGUGAUGGUGAUGGAGAAGGAGAAUAUGUCACGGCUGAUUGGUCGACGGAAACGCAGGAGAUUCCGUACGAGGAGCUUUGGACCAAUCAGAAUUCGGGAAGCUUUGGUGUGACUUCUGAGAGCGGUGUGAAGGCGGAGCAUAACCUCAUAUCAUUUCACUCCACUAACUCAUCAUUGGAUGGAACAGUGGGAUCCACCCACGUUGCCAUGGUGCAGAUGGAAGCAGGAAGAGUGUCCAGAGUAUCGACUCCACCUCCCGUCCCACCCAAAUCAGAAGCUGUGAAAGAGGAGUGUCGUUUCUUAAACGCUCCUCCUGUUCCUCCCCGCUGUACUAAAGGACCCACCCCCAGCCCUCCAGUCCCGACCCGAUUCCCUAAAACCCCACCCACACAGACACUCAGCCCAAACCUCUCAUUUUAUUCAUCCGGACUGCAAGAGAGUUCUGCUCCUCGUAGUGGUAGUAGCUCUCCGUCACCAGAAUCUUAUUCUCUCUACUGUUACCCAUGCACUUGGGCCGACUGUGUGACCUCUGACCCUGGCGUAAGCCCUGAUCCUGCCCAGCCUGCGCAGGCCUGUUGGUCCAACCCCCGAGGAGGCGGGGCCUACACCUCCAACAUCCUAAAUACUCCUCUGCUGAGCACUGACUCCACCCAUAAAAACUACUCCACCUGUCCCAGGCCACGCCCGGUGGCGCAGAACCGCUUUGCACCAUUUGGCGCUCUAAACCCUUUUGCCAAUCCAGGACACACCCACAGCUCCUCUGAUUGGCACACUACUGGUAGGAACUCCCCCACUCUGACAGCUGACCUCAUUAGCUCCACACCCCAGGAGCCUCAAGCCAAUCAGGGAGGUUCAAAGGCAGGUCCCGAGCCUCUGCCCAGAGCGAUCAUGUGUUCAGAAGAGGACAUGGUCACGGUAAACCACGCCUCUGGAUUGGUCACCAUGGCGAGAGGGGCCGAGGGUGGGGCCAGGUCGUCAUGGCGACCCCCAGCAGAGCUGUGCUGGCUCUCUGUGGAGGAGGUGUCAACCAGUUUGCGGUUCAUCGGCCUUUCGGAUGAUGUGGUUGGUCUGUUCAGCCGAGAGAGAAUCGAUGGCUCUAUUUUCACUCAGCUGACGGAGGAAAUUCUAUCUGAGGACUUUAAUCUCACAAAGUUACAGGUCAAAAAAAUCAUGCAGUUCAUCAAGGGUUGGAGACCUAAAAUAUGACGAGCGUGGGAAUGUGUGUGUGUGUGUGUGUUUCCAUUGGAGGCAAAGUCAAUGAAAGGACAGCGUCCUCGUAUUCCGAUGUAUUUUAGGAUGUUUUUAUCUUAGGGGUCAUUCCUAUCAUGCAGUACAAUUUCAUGUCUCAAUAAUAUAUGUCUUAAAAUAUUAGAUCAAAUAUUAAA
This is a messenger RNA of Xyrauchen texanus (razorback sucker), 2729 nucleotides long. Its product is annotated as GRB2-associated and regulator of MAPK protein 2-like. NCBI's taxonomy places the organism in Eukaryota, Metazoa, Chordata, Actinopteri, Cypriniformes, Catostomidae. Bases 118 to 2550 code for a protein of 810 amino acids. The record is from RefSeq and is a predicted model, not a curated record. The transcript is spliced from 6 exons.